AUGGGGACAGAAAUAGCAGAGGAUUCCAACAAUGAAUCUGCAUUUGGUAUAAAUCAUUCUUCCACUUCCAACCAUUAUUGGAUUCCGGAAUCUGGACUCGCACAGGUGACAAACAAUGCUAACAAUUCAAAAAAACCAUGGGGAAGCAUCAUGAUUAACACUAUGAUUCAGUUUUUCCUUGGGAAAAGGGAAAACCUGCUUCUUUACAGCUUUUCAUCUCAUUUGACUGCAAAUUCAUUUCUUUCAAAUUACGGUUUUCCGUCACAGGGUGGGUCCUGUACGCACAAAGCAAUCAGUGCCAUUGCUGAAAACGGAACAGAAACAUAUUACUACGUUCUGUUCUGCAUCUUUCUCUAUAACCUUUCUAUCCGACAUUUGAUGCGUUUCGCGCUUAGGCUGCUGCGUCAAUGUGCCAUUCUCUCUUUGCCUUUGCUUCUUCUCGCUGGUACUACUUCUGUCCCAGAUCGCAUUUGCUUCAUUUUAAAUGCUGACUGA
Messenger RNA from Sphenostylis stenocarpa, 495 nucleotides. NCBI's taxonomy places the organism in Eukaryota, Viridiplantae, Streptophyta, Magnoliopsida, Fabales, Fabaceae. The record is from the annotation of a GenBank genome assembly.